AUGUCUGAGCACUACUUGGAAAACCAUUCCAGAAAACAAAUGCUAAAGCUCGGCAAACAUUUUACCAGCACUGAGGCAGGGACUUUCACAUGCGAUGAAUGUGGUGAAGUGGUGAAAAACCAUUACCAAGGAAAGCUUCAGAUGAAGCGGAAACAUCCAGAAUUGAAGAAAGGCAAAGACAUUGAGACAGAAUGCCUCUGGUGCGGUCAGGUGUACAAGAGUGCGGGGCUUUGUCAGGUACAUUCCAGGAGCUGCGAGUUGAAUUCAAAAUUCAGCUGUCAGAUCUGUAAAGAGAGAUUCACUACCACCGGCGACUUACAAAAUCACUUACUGGCCCAUUCCAACAUGGAGAUCAUGGCCUGUACGAUAUGCUGCAAGGCGUUCACAAAUGUGCAGUACCUCCAGCGGCAUAUGCUUACUCAUAACACAGCAAGGAACGUGCAAUGCGAGCAUUGUCGGAAGGGAAUGGUGAGUGAAAGGGCCCUUGCAAACCAUCUGGUACAUUGCACGGGGGAAAGAGUGGUGCCUUGUCCACACUGCAACGUGAAGUUCAAGACCAGGCAGGCACUGAGGCACCACAUGACCGUGCAUUCCGAUGAUCCUCCGUAUGUCUGUGAUGUUUGUGGGUUCGCAGUGAAGAAAGCCCAGUACCUGAAGCGUCACAUACGCUGCCAUACAGGAGAGAGGCCUUGCUGA
Molecule: messenger RNA, 696 nt
Organism: Dreissena polymorpha
Lineage: Eukaryota; Metazoa; Mollusca; Bivalvia; Myida; Dreissenidae
Product: zinc finger and BTB domain-containing protein 49-like
Exons: 2
Coding region: 1-696 (231 amino acids)
Biological process (GO): regulation of transcription by RNA polymerase II
Molecular function (GO): DNA-binding transcription factor activity; RNA polymerase II cis-regulatory region sequence-specific DNA binding
Source: RefSeq, a predicted model, not a curated record